AUGGAAUGUCAAAAUCAAGUCGUGCAGCCGGGCCCUGGGCCAGGUGACGUCAGCGCGCCAGGGCCGCGGCGGGGCAAGACGGGCCCCGCGCCAGUGUCGCGCGCGCCGUCAGUCUGGCCGCACGCCGCCUCGCUGCCCGCGCCCGCACCGCCGCCCGCUCGCCCCCGCGCCACCACCGCUCACCCUCGCGCACCCUCGCUCCCGACGCACCACCCA
This is a messenger RNA of Brenthis ino (lesser marbled fritillary), 216 nucleotides long. NCBI's taxonomy places the organism in Eukaryota, Metazoa, Arthropoda, Insecta, Lepidoptera, Nymphalidae. The record is from the annotation of a GenBank genome assembly.